AUGCCAGCAGAUUCCGGUUAUGUUAGUACCGGUUCGAAAAACCGUAAUUCGUUUAUUCAAUGGAUUCCACAGCAUUCUUUAUCAAUGAACGAUUCUUUACUUUCCACUCCAUUGUCAAAACACCUUCACUCUACAACUCGAAGAAUUUUCAUAGGACCGACUCCUUCAAAUUGGUCCUACAAAAAAAAUUCGCUUUGGUUUUCAAAAAGUGAUCAAGCUACUCAUCACAAUAGUCCUAACAGGCAGAGAACUUUUCGAUCUGAACCUGAAUUUAGAGGUCCCACUAAUAUCGCUUCACUGGAUUUUUGUGAAAUACGUGAAGACAAUCAUUCUCCAGCUCAAUUAACUCGUUUAACAGAUAUACCUUACUUAGUUUCUGAACCCGAAGAAUUGAUUGAUAACGAAGUUAGUCCUUUUUCUGAUGAUGACAUCUUUUAUACACCCAAUGAAGAACCCCGUUCAUUCCCCGUUACCCCUCCAUAUCAAGGUCGGAGAUCCUUUUCGCAGAGAAUUUCAAUGCCUGAGAGAUCUAUUCACGAAAAUUUAUUUGAUGAGCAACUUAACUUUAAAUUAAUGAAACGUAUAACCGAAGAAGAAAGCAAGUCACGUGAAUAUUUUCCAUCAUCGACGAUAUCAUCAUCAAAAAAUCCUCAUCAUCCAAAAAAUGUUCCUGAAUAUAGUCAAAUCGUAGAAAACAUUCAUGUAAACGAUCAAGAUCAAGGGGAUAAUCAUCCAGUUGAAGAUGCAGAUCACGUUAGUUCAGUAUCUAAUCCAACGCAACUACAUCCUGAUACGAUCAUAAAAGUCGAUCGUUUGUUGGUUAGGACGGAGCGCAUUUAUAACCGGGGAACACCAACGCUUUACAAGAGAUAUUCUUUAAAGGGUCAUCUCAGUAGGAAACAACAAACUCAAUCAGCGGGUUGGAGAGAAUACAUCGUUAAAUUACGUCCUGGAAGGAUAGAAUUGUACAAAAACAAUAAAGUUCGAGUAUCUAAAAUGCGAUUCACCGAAACAACCCGAUUGGGACUUCUUUCAGCGGUUGAUUAUACCAUAUCACUCAGACAACGAUCUGGAAGCGGGAUGAAAUUGAAAGUCUUUGUGCUCAAUCCAAAGACUAUAGAGCAGAGUGUCGAAUGGUAUCGUAUACUAUAUGCUACACUUGGUGAGCAAUCGGUCAAUACAAUGCCUUCCUUAUGUGAAGUGUAUGUACCAGAUUUUGAUGUUCACGUGAGAAUUCCGUUAGAGGAACGUGAUCAGGCUUAUAAUAUCACAGCAGAGGAUAUUACUAAAUUGGUCUUGGAUGAAUUGAGUGGGGAGCCGGAAUGGGAAGAUGUAUUAUUUGAGUGGCUAAAGUCUUGCGACUUGAGAUUAUGUUGGAAGAGAUAUGAUCGAUUGGAGUGGAUUGUUUGGGAAAAAAAUGAAGAAGGCAAAACACAUCAACUUCAAUUACGUCCGACUGAACAUUAUCCGACUUCUGUCCAUUUGAAAGAUGGAACAAUAUUAAAUCCAUUCGCAGCCAGUCCGCCUCCGCCUCCGCCUCCGCCGCCGUCAGUUCCAACAUUAAAUUCGGAUGAAGAGCGUCAGCAAACCGCACAACCAUUGAUAUAUUCAGUUGCACCACUACCACAAGGACAAUGUGGUGGUCAUAUCGAUAAUUUUAUGAAAGCAGACGCAAAAAGACGUGUAAAACAAAUUAAGAAUGCCAUUGGAUUCAUAAAUUUGGCUGAUGUGGUGGAGGUGAAAUUUGCCGACAAGGGCCAUUUGGGGAUCAUUGAAGUCGAGAAUCACGAACGUUAUUUUGAUUUAGUUUUAAAUAAUGGCACGGUCAUCACCUUACAGACGUAUUCUAGACAAACAUUGGAUGAAUGGAUUAAACGAUUGGAUGAACUUAUAAAAUAUUGGAAGGCUCGACUAAUAUCGGAUGUUCAUACACGAAUUAAUAUGUUUAAAGUGAAUGUGGAUUAUCAUCAGGAAGAUGAUGAUAAUGCCAGUCAAGAUGGGAUACACAGUCAUUGGAAUAAUUUUCACUCCUAUGUAAAUACAGCCAUUUGGCAUUGGUGUAUUUUGAAUGGAUGUCGUGGAAUUACUAAAGGAGGUUUAUUAUAUCAUAAAACACACCUUCGCGGCACAUUCCAAAAUUAUCACCAUAUUCUUAUAAGAGGACAUUUAUUAUACUAUAACUUAUAUACACGAAGUUCAUUGAGUGGUACGGCAAAGCGACAAAAUUUUCAUAAACGUCGCGGAUGCAUUCAUUUAACGGAUUGUUAUGUGUAUUCCGGAGGUAUCACGGAAAAUGAUUUACUAUAUUCAAGUUCAAGCAGAUAUAAUAUAUCAGAUAACGGAACACAUAAAUUGCCAAGAAUAUAUCCAGAUGGCAUGUAUUGUUUUGAUGACGAUGAAGAGUGUACCUUUGUUAUAUGGCAAGGAGAGCAAAAAUAUUGUCUUGAAAGGGAUAAAGAGAAAAGUAGAAAUAGCAUAUGUUUAAAAAAGACAACAACAUUGGAUCGUCCUGGAAAUAUUUGGGUUUUUAGAGCUAGAAGUAGGAUUGAAAGAGAGGAGUGGGUUUGGGCUAUUAAUGUGGAAAUCGAAAGAGCUUUGAAGGAAAUAAGGAAGAAAUAA
Molecule: messenger RNA, 2619 nt
Organism: Funneliformis mosseae
Lineage: Eukaryota; Fungi; Glomeromycota; Glomeromycetes; Glomerales; Glomeraceae
Source: the annotation of a GenBank genome assembly